AUGAAGUUUAAAUACGAAGAUCAUGAAAAACUAAAAAUUGCAGGAAUUGGACCUGAUUCUAAGCAGACAAUAGAGCAAGGUGAUAACCCAGAGCAAGAGCCGAAGUAUGUUAGGGAACUUCUCGUCUCUGCUUAUGAUAAGCACAUUUCUGCAAGGCUGAAAGUUGAGCUGUGCAGUUCCGAUGUCAAUAAUUACAAUUAUGCAAAAAAUGCUUCCACGAGGCGUAACGUGAAGUCAGAACAAUGGUGCACAAGUUGGUGGCAUCAGUUCAAGGUGCUGCUUCUAAGAGGGCUAAGAGAGCGGCGGUUUGAAGCCUUCAACAGGCUAAGAAUCUUCCAAGUGAUAAGUGUCGCCGUACUUGGCGGACUCCUAUGGUGGCAUACCCCGACAUCCCACAUUGAAGAUCGCAUUGCCAUGCUUUUCUUCUUCUCCGUGUUCUGGGGCUUCUACCCACUUUACAAUGCUGUGUUCACUUUUCCCCAAGAAAGAAGAAUGCUAAUAAAGGAACGAUCUUCUGGAAUGUACCGCCUCUCCUCUUAUUUUCUAGCUAGAACAUUCGGAGACCUGCCACUGGAGCUUGCACUCCCAACUGCCUUUACCUUCAUAAUCUACUGGAUGGGUGGACUAAAACCCAAUGCUGUCACUUUCCUCCUUUCCCUUUUAGUUGUUCUGUACAGUGUCCUUGUCUCCCAAAGUCUUGGCUUAGCCAUAGGGGCGAUACUUAUGGAUGUAAAACAAGCCACUACUCUAGCCUCCGUUACAACCCUUGCGUUCCUCAUUGCUGGAGGGUACUAUAUUCAACAAAUCCCUCCUUUCAUAGUCUGGUUAAAGUACUUGAGCUACAGUUACUAUUGUUACAAGCUUCUCCUUGGGGUUCAGUACAAUGUGGAUGACUACUACGAGUGCUCAAAAGGAAUCUAUUGCCGGGUUGCAGAUUUUCCUGCCAUUAAGUCAGUAGGCCUAAACAACUUGUGGAUAGAUGUGGCCAUCAUGGCACUGAUGUUGGUGGGCUAUCGGCUCAUUGCUUAUAUAGCAUUGCAGCGGGUAAUAUAAUGCAAUUUUUAUCAGAGGACCCAAUUUGGCAAAGAAGCCACUUUGAAAAGUUCUCUCUUUCUUUAACUAAGGAAUAAUGUUAGAUAUAGAUGAGAAUCGAGUUGACAAUUUUGAUCACUUCCUUCUAAGAAUCACAUGUACUCCCUUUGGUGAUGGUCAAAUAAUACUAAUGAGGAAAUGUAAUUUUCUGGAUAAUGAAUGAAUCUCCAAU
Ilex paraguariensis (yerba mate) is the source of this 1264-nucleotide messenger RNA. Lineage: Eukaryota; Viridiplantae; Streptophyta; Magnoliopsida; Aquifoliales; Aquifoliaceae. The record is from the annotation of a GenBank genome assembly.